This is a messenger RNA of Prosopis cineraria, 771 nucleotides long. RefSeq lists its product as uncharacterized. Bases 122 to 400 code for a protein of 92 amino acids. The transcript is spliced from 2 exons. The record is from RefSeq and is a predicted model, not a curated record. Lineage: Eukaryota; Viridiplantae; Streptophyta; Magnoliopsida; Fabales; Fabaceae.
GGAUCAAAAAAUUAUUCAAGCCUGGAGGUCGUUACUCGUUAGUGGUAUUCCCUCAGACGCUCCGUUUCCGCGACAGGGUUGAUCUGCCUUCUGCGAAAUUGUCUUUAAUCAAUCCGCAUCAAUGGCGAUGAGGAAUUUCUACAACGAGAUCAAAGGUAAAAAGGUGACGGAAAUUCCCAACCAUGUGAAGCCGAUGCUCUCCUUUGACUAUAUCAAGAAUGCCGUUAAGAGGGGUUUAGACAACUAUGGCGCCAAGUACAUCGAAACCAACUCCAUUACUCCUCUCUACCAUGUAUGCUUUGGAGGCAUGAUCUUCUCCUAUCUCGUUGCGCUUCCCCACGAACGCCGUCACUUAGAGCAUCAGCAGCAUGCUAAGGGGCAUGGCCAUGGCGGCCACUAAUUUCUCCAUCAUCGAUAUUUCAGGAUCCUGGUCGAUGAACUGGAGGUGGCCUUGUGACUUAUGUUCUUUUAAAAUCAUGUGAAUGAAGGCAGAAUGAUACUGUCACAAUUUAAUCCAGCUCAAAGAUGAACGAAAUAAGGGCAAUUUGAUGCAAUACUUAAUUUUCUUGCGUUUAAAUGUCUGUUAAGAGAUUGCAUUGUUUGGUUCUAAUGCUCGAGUUCAGCUGAUAAGAUAUCUUGCUAUUACUUAAAUAUUCGGACGAAGGAAAAUACACCAUGUUUCCUACAAUCAAACACAUCCUACCCAUCUGCAUUUGGGCUUUGUACAUUAUUUUGGCUGUCCAUUCUCUUAAUAAAGCGCUUCUUGGCAUA